UGCAUGCUUCAGGAAAGAAGUUCCUGGGUCGAUGUGAAGAAAAGACUCUCAGGUCGCAGAGGAGCCCUCUGCGGUGGCCGCGGCCGUUCAAAAACAGUUGAGCAGGGCAGGACGCGUUCCCUUAUUCUGGCGGAAGCGAGAACCGAUUCGAGAAAGAGUCUCUCUUCGCACUUCGUCUGAGACGCGUCUUGCAGCUUCUCUCCUCGACAGAGAAAGCGCAGACGCUGGUCGUCUCGUCCUCUGUCACUUCUGCCUCGAGGUAACAAACGUUUCCUCUCAACGUCUUCCUGUGGCGGAAACGCCGCCUUCGUUUCUCCCGCGAGAAGAAUCAAGUUGAAGGGCUCUUGCGCGGAUGCACUUGCUGGUUUUCUUUCCACUCCCAUCAGACUCCCAUCUCUGCUUUUCAUUUCCUGUCUGCUCCCUCUUCUGCCCUUUCUAUCUCUCCUUGCUCUUUUUCUCUACUUUCGACGUCUCUCUCUUUCUUCUGUCUGUCUCCUCUUCUCUACUUCGCCAUCUUGCUGUAUCUGUGUUUCUUUGUCUCCUCUGGAUCUCCUUCUUCCACCGGACUUUUCUGCUUCUGUCUCCUCUCGUGCUCUCUGUCUAGCUGCGAUUCGUAUUUUCGUCGUCACCGCAGCCGUUUACUUUCUGCAAGAUGCGUCGCUUCCUCUCUUUCUAGCGAAUUCAUUCUCUCCGCCUCUCGGGACCCAGCUCACUCGAUCCCAGAAAAAUGGAUCCUUCCUCAUCGUCCUUCUCCCCUGUCAACUCUUCCUCUUCUGUUUCUUCUUCUCUCCCGUCUUCCUCUUCCUCUUCUUCUCUUCCGUCUGCUGUUCCGUCGGCUCUUUCUUCUUCCUCCCCCUCGUUUUCUUCCAUCGUCUCGUCUUCUUCCUCAGCGUUCACUGCGUCUUCCCCGCUGGACUCGCUGGAUCCGGAGUAUUUGUUUCGCGGUCUGGAGUCUGUCGUGACUUCUGCCGAUGUCUCGACUCUGGUGGGCGUCUUGCGGCGCGCGCUGUACUGCCGCCGCUCUUCUCCCGAAUGCUCGCGCAGUCCACGACCGUCUGCGGGGACGUCGGCUGCUCUCUGGAAAGCGAAGAUUCGACCUUGGCUUUUCGCAGUCUCUGCGCCCUGCCCAUGUCUCCUGGAACAUGACCGCCUCGCCAUGGAGGAUGAAGGCGGCGCAUGCGGCGCCCACCUGAAAAAGGGGGACAUCGGAUUCCGCUGUCUGGACUGCGAGCACGAUUCCACCUGCGUCGUCUGCGCUCCGUGUUUUUUGAACGCGGAUCACGCGUCGCACAACUACAUGAUCAUCCAGGCGAGUGGAGGGUGUUGCGACUGCGGGGAUCCUUCGUCGUGGGCUCCCGCAGGUUUCUGUUCGAAGCACCGAGGCGUUACCCCCGAGAUGGACGGACCUGCUUCUACGCAGUCUUUGCCAGCUUUCCUCCGUCUGCGCAGCCAGCAACACAUCUCCGCAUGCGUUGCCUUCGUCACUCAGAGACUCCGGGAGCUGCCGCGGGAGACUCUCUGGCGCUCGGCGUCGAGACGUCACCUCCAGGAGAGCCUCGCGGACGUCCUGCUCUCUGCGCAGCGCGAACUGGAACUCUUCCAUAGACAGCAGCGCGAACUCGAGGCCCAGCGCCUGGAGGAGACUCACGGGGAAACCGCGGCUUCGACAAGCGCGGACGGGCCUUCUUCUCGAACCCAAAGUCGCACGCACUCGAGACGAGAAGAAGGCGAAGAAGACGAAGGUGAUGGCGAAGACGACGAAGGUGAUGGCGAAGAAGAGGAAGGUGAUGGGGGAGAGGGAGAUGGGAGAGUGGAUGUGGAGACAGACGGUCUGGGGGUCCCGCGGCGACGGCGCCAUCUUCGUCCGCAUACGCCGGAGCGAGCCGAGGGAAGGGCGAGAGAUGCGGGGAUCAACGCAGCUCUGCUUCGCGAGGAGACACUCUCGAAUCCCUUCGACUUUCAACUGUGGGGUGAGGCACUCCACCUCACGCCUGAGGAGGUCGCCGCCUUGACAGUCGCCGCUGUCGCCGGCCGAGGCUACGAUGAACAGAGUGCAAUCGAUGCGGGAGCGCGAGCUGCGAUGGCCGCCAUACGAGCUCGAGAAACGCACUCAACCGUCUCGAUUUCUCGUUCUUCUUCCUCGUUUCUUGAUUCGUUCAGUUCGAAUUCUUCCAGUUCUGCUUCGUCGGGGACGCCGUCGUCUGGCGCGGCUGCUGCUGCCUCGCGCGGCGCGUCAGGCUCUGCGGCGGGCGCACGGGGCGAUGGAGCCCCAAGGCGGGAGGGAGACACUUGGUCUCCGUCCUCGCGGUGGUGGGGAGGCGAGGACGAAGGCGAGGGAGCGGACCGUGGGGGAGACUCGCGGCUGUUGGAUCCAAGCUUCUCCGCGAGCUCUCCCGUCGGGACCGCCAGUGGGUCUGCGCCCGUCCCCUCUGGACUGCCCACCUCUGCGUUGAGCUACGCGUCGACAAUGUCUCUCUUCUUUCUGGACCGUCUGGUGGCCUCUGCCGCUUCGCCGGGAGACGAGACGCGCGACGAGAGCGAAGGCGACUCGCGUUCUGCCUCUGCCUUCGCGUCCGCAGGCCUCGCCGACCUCCUCGACCUGCGUGGGCGCCAGCGGGGCCUGUCUCCUCGAGGUCCUCAAGCCAGUGGAGACCGCCGAGAAAGAAACGAAAGAAGAAGCGAACGAAGAGGCGAGAGAAGUGAACGAAGAAGAGGCGAGAGAACCGGGAGGGCAGAUCGAGAGUUUUUGACGCCGACGGGUCGGACGUCUGCGGAGGACUCGGCUCUCUCCGCUGCAGAGGCAUCGCGCGCAACUCUCGUGCUCACGCAAGCCGUCGUUUCAUGGCUCUCGGAGUUGGCGACGAAACACCUCGGCUAUCGAUGGCUUGUCACAUCCAGCCUCGUCCCUUCCGCACUCGUCAGGUGGCUGUGCGAGCAUGGAACCUUCGGCGCGAGUCUCCAAAGACAGCUGCACGACUUCUACAUGGCGCUUUUUGCUUCUCCGAAAUUCAAGACGAAAUUCGCAGGACUCAUCCUCGACCACUACACUCACGUCGCGAGGGGCGUUCCCCUGACUGACGACGACUCGCGCCGAGAUGCAGAUGCAGAGUCCUGCGACCUCGGCUCGCUGACCGUCCAACUUUUUACCGUCCCAAAUCUCGCGGAGACAGCUGUCUGGGAGAAGGACUUCGUGGCUCGAGGCAUCAGUCUCCUCAAGGAAGCGCCAAUGAUGAGUUCCGCCCAUGAGGUCGAAAUCAUGCUCAGCGGCCUCGAAUACGUGAACCCGAAGCUCAAAGACCCGGAGAAGCGGGUGCUUCAGGAUCUCUGUUACGUGAUGUCUGAAGAGACUGUCUGGCGCCGCUUUUUUCGAGCUGACCUGCUGACGAUCUGCAAGAUUCUUCAGCCUCUCUGGGCCUUCAUGCUCAAGUUCCACCGUGCGAAUCUGCAAGUCAGGCAUGCCCGCGAGCAUGUGAUGUACGAAAUGCUGCAUCAGUGGCACAACGCAUGCAUCCUGGAAGACGAGCUGCUUCGUAUCGUCAAGAGAUUGGGGAACGGUUGCCGGUCUUCCUCGCACUCAAGUUUCGCUCCUCUGGUGCCGCUUCUCUCGACCUUCCGUCCGGCGCUUCUUCGCUUGCCUCCAGUCCCAGUUCUUCGUGCUCGUCCAUCUUCUUCUUCUCCGCCGUCCUCUCUUUUCUCCUCUGCUCACGGAUGCGCUGUCGGCUCUCUCCAUUCGCCUUUGACUCGAGCCUUUGUCCUCUGCAUCUGUCCGGAUCUCCUUCGCGUCGCGCUCGACCCUCCGUCUGUGUCUGAAUCGUCCUCUCUCACCCCAGCUUCUCCUCUCUGUCCGCCGCCCUCUGUCUCCGACUGUGCUGCUUCGGCGUCUGCGCCAGCUGCGAGGGCGCAUGUCGCGAGUUCGUCUCCGUUUGGAGAGCGCGAACUGCUGUCUCUUUUUCCACCGCGUGUCUCCUUUCUCUUGCUGCGAGAGGGGACAGCGUCUCUCUUAUUCGCGGGGGCCUUGCGGUCGGGGUACUGGGUGAGAAACGGCGAGGCUCUGAUGAAGGAGCAUGUGCGCGAGUACGAACGAAGUCGGUCUGACGGCCUCGACUUGGUCUCCCUCCAGUUGGCUUUUCUGCUGCUCUCCCUGCAGAGGAAAGGCCGCAGGCGAACUCGCAGUCAAACGCCAGAGACAACUCAGACAAGGGCAGCUGCACAGGAGACAAGCCGGAGGGAAGAAGGCGUCACGAGCACUGAAAAAGACAACGAAGAAGCAGAAAGAGAAGCAGGGGAGAAGGCCGCGCUGUAUGUGGCGAUGGGAAGGCGAGACAGGGCAGAGAGAUUUCUGGAGGAAGAACGUGAGGUGGGUUCAGACGGCGCGCGAGAAGGCAGCGGGGAGAAGAAGAGAGAACUCGAGGUGGACGCAAAACAAGGAGAUGGAGAGAACGCAGAGAACGGGAUGCAAGUCGAGACACGUGAGGCGCUGGAGGAAAGGGUGGCGCGCGAGUUUCACCCGCUGGUUGUCUUUUUCCUCGCUUUCUGUCCCCAACAAUUCUCUCCGGAGAAGCUCCUGGAGCGACAGGUCCAGGUCGACGGCACUCCCGCGCUUCCUUCCUUUUUCUCCGUUCGCGGGGGAUCGUCAUUCCCCUUCUUGACUCUCCGCAGCGACGCCUCGCCUUUCUCUUCUCUUCAAUUCUCCUCCUUUCUUCCUCCUGCCCUUCUUCCCUCCCAACAAACAGCUGAAAUGGCGACCGGAACACACGAGUCUUCUCUCUCUUCUUCGUCUUCUUCCUCGUCGUCUUCCUCGUCUUCUUCGUCGUCUUCUUCGCUCGCUUCUUCCGCCUCGUCGUCUUCUCCUCUCUCUCCUUCCGGACCUGACUCUUUGGAGAGGAAAGCUGCUGAGGCCGUCCUGGCGUUCCACUCUGCACUUCUCAAAGAAGCUGCGAGUCACGAGACUGUCUGGGACCUUGCGACUCUUGACUCGCAGGCCGUUGCCGCAGAGUUCGUUUUGAUGGAGCUAUGGAAAUUGCUCGCCAGCGUCGCCGCCUCUCUCUUCUUCCUCGAAAGAAUGAAUCUACAUCGCCUCACCGCAAGAGACAAAUACCUCUCCCGGUACGCGUUUCUGUUGCGGCGGCAAAUUGUGCAGCUCCUGGCGACUCAGCCGUGCACGCUGUCGCGGCUGGAGCGCGCAGUUGGACGGUCGGGUCGCCUGCAUCCGUCGUUCGCGUCGCUACUGGAGGAGUUGACGACUUCCACUGUGUGUUCGAGACGCGGCGCCAGUGGCGCUGCAGUCCCGCAGAUUCGCUCUUCUCGCGCGCUCCUGGGGGCGGCUGGCCAAGCCUCCUCGGCUCCCCUCCUGCGUCUCAAGAAGGAAAGCUGGAAGUGCUUUGACGCGUUCGGCGCCUCAGAGCGACUCAUCGCCGCCGGCGUGUCUAGAAAAAGAGAACAUCUGGGAAACGCCCGCGCAGACAUGCAAGUAGCAGAAGAAGAGGCUCUGCGGCACCCGGAGGCGCCCCUCUUGUGGCCGUCGCGUGCGGCAGGCGAUAUGGCCCCAGAGUUUUUUCACAUGCAAGACCUCCUGGUCGAUGCGUUGGUGGGAGACGACGAACACCAUCUUUUGUUUCGUCUUCUUCUUCAACUUCUUCAGGCGAAGAAUCGCGGCCCCGAUUUCCUCGCUUCGCCAUCUUCCCCAGCCACUGUUUCUUCUACCACCCCUCAACCAGCCGCCGCUACUAACAAUGUUGCCUGUGUCUCUCAUGUCUCUCCUUCUUCCUCUCUUUCUUCCUCUUCUCCGGAGUCUUCUUCUUCCUCGCCUGCUCCUUCUUCUAUCCCUUCUUCCUCCUCUUCUUGUGGGGCCUUUCUGCAUGACCCGGUGUGCAGCGCUUUGAAACUGCUGGACGCACUGGCGCAGGCGCGGAGGCGGGGCGAAGAAGGCCCUCGCGCGGAGACACAGAGACUCGAGGGCGAUGCAAAGUGUGGGGUAAUUCCACCGGUCUUUCUAAGGUGCCUCCGAUCUGAGGUCGAGCGCCUCCACGAGGCGGAGUCGACCUUUGCGGAGGUCCGGCGCUACUGCCGGACGCUUCUCUCUCGCCUGCCGGUCUCCGACUGUAAGCCGAAGGCGGGAGGUACCUCUCAGAGUGAUGAGGCGGUGGCGGACGCUGCCCAGGGCGCAGGGCGGGAGUCACAUGCGCCCGAGGUCUCGGAGACACCUGGCGUCGUCGGGGGUUCGGCGGCAGGCCCGUGUGGGGCGCGAGGAGACGGCGGUGAAGCGCGAGCGGGGCAGCCGCGACCGACGGAGGAGACAGCGCAGGGCGCAGAGGACUCGAAGGAGGACGCCGGCCUGAGCGAAGGUGCCCGGAAACAGCGACAAAUGCUGUUGACGAUGCAGCAGAGACAGAGGGACUUCCACUCUUUCCUCGAAGACGCCGACAUGCUGUCCGAGAGCGAUGCCGAGGAGGACAGUGGUGCCGGGAUGGCUGAAAGCUGUCGGGACAGGCAGGUGGAGGUAGACGCGGAAAUCGGAGAAGAGGGCGGAGCCGCGAGGAGGCCAACUCCAGUGCAUCCAUCGCGAGGUGGAGACACAAGUGGAGUGAACGCCAGCCUGCAUUCGACGUUCGAGCGUGUGUCUUCGCGAGAGGGCGACACCCGGGAGGAGACCCUUUCCAGAGGCGAGACGAGUCUUCCUGUGUCUCCUUCUCUGUCUCCGCUCGUCGCGGGCCCUGCCGCCUCGCUGGCCGUCUCUCCGGUCUCUGUGCAGCGGGCGUCGCCGAAGCCGCUGCCCCACAAGCUGUCUCUGCAGCGGAGACAGCUGUUGACGAAGGAAGAAGAAGAAAUGCGUUGCGGCGUGUGCCUGGAGGGUCACACUGUGGCGCGGCCCCUCGCCCUGCUGGGUCACCUGUCUCAGACGAACAUGCUUCGGCGUUUCGCGCAGAAGGGCCGCGGCAGCCUUCCGGCCUCGCACCCCGCCUUCAACUCCUGCGGGCACGUCGCCCACGUCUCCUGUCUCCGCGCCCUCCAGGAGACAGGCGUCUCCGGUCGCGGGACCCGAAACGGAGACGACCGGCCCGGCGGGGCGCCCGAGGCCAUGGAGCCUCGAGCCGAAGGCAGGCCCGAAGAGCCUGCGGGGCGCGAGCGGCGUGCGCCUUGGGCGCCCCGAAGGGCGGAGGAAGGCGAACGCAGGAGUCGAGACAAGCAGCGGUUCUCGGCGUUUGCGUGUCCAACCUGCCGGCGCAUUGGGAACUGCUUCCUCGUGUAUGUACCCCGGACAUCUCUCACAGUUGACGGCUCCGUCAAGGCCUGGCCGCGAGAAGGAGAACUCGCGCUCGAAGGCGGGGCGGCGAGUCCGCUUCAGGGCGGCCGGCAAGACGGAGACAGUGGACCCCACAAGAGUGACAAGAAGCGCAGUCGAACCGAAGGAGACGAAGCGGCGAGAGACCUGUCCGGCGUCGACAAGCCCCGGAGAAAGAAGCGGGACUCCAGCUGUCUUGCAGGGCGAGAGGCGAGCAAAGAACAGGUGACAGAAGAAGAGAAGGAAAACGAAAAUCGCGUGCAGAGCCUGGGGUGUGCGGGAUGCUGCAGCAGCGGCUCACCAACGAGUCUCUGGGGCUGCUGGUGUCGCCGAACGCCUCUCGCGGAUGCGAACUUGUCCAGGUCCCCGACUUCCAACGCGUCAGAGAGACGAGAGACUCCUGGCGCCUCCUUGACGAUCAGAGAAGAAAUCAAACCCACGAACUCUCUUCUGCGCCCUGCAAACGCGACAUCGCCUUCUUGUCCUCUCUCAUCAUGUAUCCCUACCUCUUCUGUUUCCUCUUCCCCCUCCGCUUCUUCCUCGUUUUCUCCCCCAUGUUCUUCCUUUUCGGUGGGCGGGCGCUUUGCUUGGUACGGAGUGUGGCGACCGAGCAUCGGGGUCGGAGUGGGGCGCGCGCGCCGGCCGGCUGCAUGUCAGGAGGCGCGUUGGUUGCGGCGGCAGAACGUUCCUCAAGGAGGAGCCCAACAGCGGAGGCCCCGGGAGAACGGAGACAGAGAGACGGGAGAGAGAGAUCGAAGGGAGGGCUUGGACGUGGAUGAAGAAGCCGAGAUGGCGCCUGACACUUCGUCCCAAUCAUCGCCGGAGAACCAUAAGGACGCCGGAGAUGCCUCUCUUCCAACCGGAGUGGAGAGAGCGACAGACGAAGACUCGUCGUUUUCUCAGGAAGGCGACUACUUUCCUGCAGAUGCGAUUGCAGACUCGGAGGUGGAGGAAGCGAUGGCGAAAACGCGCUUCUACCCCGUGGGGGCCGCAAAUCCCGUUCCAGGUGUCGAUUUGGAGAUGCCAAGACGCGGACCCGCGCGUCGCGGCUUGACAGAACGGAGCACGAGGAGGCGCCUUCGAAGAAGAGAAAGAGAAGGCUCUCCGGCUCUCGCGUGUCUGGGCGACUCGGACAUUCUCAACGACAGUCUCGACUCUGAUGACGCCGCAGGCCACAGUCGGAUUUCCUACGGUGCCCUCUGCGAUGCGUGUCAGUUCCGAAAUCGCUUUUUCCGACUUCAUGCGUUUCCAGAGCGCGACGGAACGAAGGCCCUCUUGUGGGGGGACUGCGGCGCAGUGCAGGGCCCCACUCAGAAAGAAGUCGAUACUCUCCUCUGUAAAAGACGCAACGGAGGCCCCAUACACCCGGACUUCUUCAUUGCGGCCUGGAGAAGCAUCGAACGUCUCGGUCACAUCUCCUGGGUUUCGCGUCUGGACUCCGCCGAGGCCUUCCUGGACUCAGCCAUCAGUGCCUUUGCCUCUUCUUCAAGUCGGCGCCUGCCCAGUCGGGCCGCGUACACUGUGGGGUCGCCGCCCUGGCGUGAACUGCGGGAGCUGCACUUCUUGCCGUUUUAUCCCUGUCCCUCGAACUGGAACCUCCCGCCCCACCCUGCGGCGUCUCAGGUGACGCAUGCAUUCUUCAAUUUCCACACAGCCUUCUGCGACCCCACGCGGCGGCGGCGCGAAGGCCCCGCGCCUGUCUCUGCCAGAGCCCGGCCAAGCGGAGACUCUUCGCUGCGAAGGCCCGGCGACGCGGGCCUCACCGGUAGGCGCAGACGAGACAGAGAGCGACGAGGUCGAGGAGAGCGAGAGAGAGACGAGCAAGAGAGAGACGAGCGAGAGAGAGAAGAGCAAGAGAGAGAACUGGCGACGCAUUCACUGUUGAAUGACGCGACGUUCUUCACGCUUUUCGCGGCAGCGCGGCUCGGCCAAGCGAGUGAAGACAGGAUGGGGCCAAUUGAGCGGAGAGAUGGAAGCGCGAGCGAGGGAGGCCUGGACGCCAGAGCUUUACUAGGCGCUUCUGUCGCCGCAUUCGGGAGAACAAACGCCUUGCGCGCGCUCCCGUCUGAGCGGAGCAACGACGCCCGUGGAGGCGCUCCCCCAGGACCGGUCGCGGAUCCUCUGCGCCAAAGGCGACCCCGGGACCCGGGGGCUCGGGAGGAAAGCAGAAACGUUUGGGAGGCGCAGUCGCGGGCGCCAGCAACUCCCUUGCCGCUCUGCCCAGACUGUGGAGGUGUGCAUGUUGCGCAGCUGAAGAGGAGAACAGAAGAGAUGCCUCAAUUCGCAAAAAAAGCCCUCUCAGCCAGUGUGGUGAAUCGCCUCUCGCCUUGCAUGUGCUGGACGGUCGACGAGCUUUCUGCCUGGCGCGGAGCCGGCGCGGGGAUGCAUUUGGAAGUUCUCGAAUGGUGUGCGUACACCAGUGUGUUGCUGCAGAGCAGCGUCGAGGCCCCUGGGGGCAGAGAGGAAGCGAGCGCCCCGUUCUGCGAGGAGACGGAACCUUGGGUCCAGGUGGUGCGAAACUGCUUCUUGCUCGACGCUUUUCCGGCUCGCUGUUUCGCGUGGCUGGCAGACAUCACGUGCUUCGGGUACUGGAGCGCGGGGAAUCGCUUUCCUCGCUCUUACCUCCAGCUAGCAACGACGGCUUUGACUGCUGAGCAAGAGGAGAGACAGUGUCGCGCGCGGGCUGCACAAAGAGCAAGGAGACAGCGCAGAAAGCGAGGAAACGAAGGGCAGGGCGACGCACUCACCGCCACUCGUGUAGGCGGAGACAGCGCCCGGACCCCCCACAGCGACGACGACCAGAAGAGUGGGGAGAAGAAGGUCGGAGAGUCUGGUCAUGGAGCCUCUUCUUCUGCUGCUUCUUCCUUUCCGGGUUUGCUUUCUUCUUUCUUCGCACCGUCUUCCUUUGCAGCCCUCUCAGGGAGGAAAGAUCAGCAGAGUGAGGCGGCCGCUGCGCCCGCUGGCUGCGCCGCCCAGCGCCAGGGCUCCUCACCUGUCGAGGGCCUGGAGAGCGUGUCUUGUGAGAGCGCAGCAACGAGUGGGACAGACGAGGAAGAAGGUCGUUGCUCUUGUUCUUCUGGAGAGAGUGAAGGAAGUCUGUGGGGCGAGGAAUCUUCUCUCACGGCGGCAGACGACGAAGAGAGCGAUGGACUCGAAGCGCGCCGCGCCCGCCUUCGCGAACAUCUGAGACAGCUUCAAUGGCUGCCCAGGGGCCCGAAAAAACAAAAGAGAUACCUAAGCGCCUCCGCCGCACGCAGAGCUACCAAGGACUCUCGCUUCUCUCCCUUCUCGUCUUCUUCUGUCUCUUCUUCUCGCUCUUCUUCUCGCUCUUCUUCUCGCUCUUCCUCUGUCUCCUCUUCUUCGUUCGAUUCGGAGGGGGAAGUGAGCGCGGGCGCGGGGGGCAGACGAGCCAACGGUUCUCGUCGGAGAAGUCGCGAAGAACAUCUUUCAGAAGAGGAGAGAAGCUGCGAAGGGGCAGGAGACGCGGAGGGACAGUCCGAGGCGCGCCGCGCCCGACGCGGGCAGACGAAAAAGAGAGACGAAACCGAGUGGGUGGGGAGACCUCGGGGGGUUCUUCAGAGAAGACGAAAGGCGAGGAGAAACGAGCAGUGUCACGAAGCGGACAGACAACGGCUGAGAAGCCUGCAAAUCGAGGAACGCUGCCCCGUCUGGGAAGUCGGUCUCGACCGGAAGUUCCUGCUCUUCAAUCCCUGGGCGUGUGACGUCAAAGGGGAGUUCUUGAAGGCGUUCUUCUCGCGCGUCCUGAAGACGCCGGCACAAAUCAAAAUGCGACUUAGCGAGCUCCUGUGCAUCCGAGCGCUCCAGAUCGCGAACGACGUUCUGGUCGACGAAGCAGGCGACGUUUUCGCCUCGCAGUUCCCCUCUUCGGCUCCUUCCACGCCUACAGACACGCUGAGUCUUCCCAUCGAGCACCCCGUCCACCGGCACGCGUUCGCUGCCUUCUGGCGCGACUGGCUGCAGCCGUGGGAGGAGAGCGGCGACCUGCCGGGGACGCUCAGCGAGAGUCUCUCUUGGUAUGGUUUCUCGUUUCUCGAGCGUCUUGCAGAGCUCCGCGGGACUCUCGGCAGUCGAGACGGAAGCGGCAAAGCCCCCAGUAGUACCCCAGACGCGUCCAGGGCUUCAGUUCACGCCUUCCCGUCGCAGGCGAGUGUCUGUUCCCCCGCGGCCGCCGCGGUGUCUAGACACUUUUCCUCCGUUCCCCUGCCUUCGGAGUUUCCGCCGCCAACGCUGACCGAAGUCGAGAGGGAGAACCUCGCCGUCUCUUCUCGCUAUCUGUCGCAGUGUGCACCUGAUUGCAGCAAGGAGGGUGUCCAAUGGGUGUACCGAGCCUGCCGCCGGGGUGGGGACCUCUCGAGUUUUUCCGCGAUUCUCGAGGAAGAAGUAUCUCAAGGAGACGCUCGGUCUGCUUCCCCACAAAGCGAGGAUGCGAGACAGACAUGUCCAGCUUCCGGAGCGCUCGGACUGUCAGAGAAACUGCCGGCACGACCCUUAGCGCCGGGCGCUGCGUCGUUUUCUGCGAAAGAGACGCCGCCGCUCGCCGCUGUCAGCCCCAUCUACGGCGCUCUGGCGAACGGGGUGGCCUGCAAGGCGGAGCAGAACAAAGAGAUCAACUCGACGCCCCUGCUGGGGGCGUCAGGGCCCGCGUAUGCCGGUCCCGAUCGCCUCCACCGGCUCGACCGUCUCCUCGGCGACGGCAAGACGCGAGAAGUUUUCUGGAAACUUUUGGCGGGGAAGCUGCCGCAAAGGCCCUCGCUCCUGUCUCUCUUGCAGAGGCACGGGGGCGCGGAGACCUGCGGGGUGCUUGGGAAGGCCGCGGCAGCGAACGGGGAAGGAGCCGAAAGAGGAGAAAAGAGCGCAGCUCGUCGAAGCGCCACAGCUGCAGGCGACAGACGCAGGUGGAGGGGACAGAGCCGCAGAGGAGAGGAAGGAAGAGACAAGAAGGAAAGGGAUAAGGCGGCCGAUGAAGACGGGCGAAGCCCUGUAAGUGUUGACGCACAGCAAGGCGUAGAGGAAAAAGAGAGUCCACUGCAGGCCGAGGAUGAGAGACGAGGAGCUGUACGCGGAAAGGGGAGCGAGAAAGGCCAAAUGCGAAGACACGAAUUCACGUCUUCUCUCCUAACUGCCUGGCUGCAGGCUCGCGCCGGGAGCCUCCCGGAGCUUUUCGAGGCUCUGACUUGGCAACUCAUGCGGCGCGAGUGCCUCCGAUUUGGACCUCAUGUCGCUUUUCCAAAGGCGCAGGGCUGCUGCGCUUCUGAGGAAGCAACCUCCCGCCUUGGAUCGACGCAAAACGGGGACGCCGUCGACGUCCGUGGACUGGACAGCGUCGCCUCAGAGGGCGAGGAAGCCGGGAGGAGGCCGAGUGUGGGGGGCGAAAGCUUUGCGAAAAAGAGACACGAAAAGGGACAAGAGGAAAGGUGUGUGGCGUUCGAACGACCAAGGGCAACUGCCUCGAGUCCGGCGGACCAGAGACGCGGCCGUGAGGCUUGUGGGGACGCAGCCGAGCGUGAGACUUCCAGAAAGCGAUGUAGGGGAAACAACGUCUCAGAUGAGGGCGGCGUUCUCGGCUCCUUGGCGUCGGAGGGUGAGGCUUCUCUGUAUCCGUCGGGUCCCCUCUGUUGGGCUUGCUUCACCGCACCUGAAGCAGAAGUCCGCGAUUAUGUGCAGGAGCUCUGGAGGCGGUUUGAGUCGCGCUUUGUCGUGGCUAUGACCAGCUUCCUCCGCUUUGCCGUGUGGCUCAUCUCGCCCGUCUGGCGCCUCGAUCCCGCUCUCCUCUCUCGCCUCCGAGCAUCGCUCCGAGACCCGCCAGGCGAGGCGCAGCUUCGCCUUCUUCUUCACAUUCUCCACCUUCCGCUGAGAUUCGAGGAACGGUUGGACCCCAGGGCUGCCGGCCGAGACACCGGAGAAGAAAAACGAGAGAAGAAGAGAGGAAACAAAGAGACGAAAGGGGAGAAAGAACAGAACUCGAUGGGGGGAACGAAGCGAAAGAGCUCGGCGCAUUGCUGCCGAGGGGGGCGAGAUGUGAAGACAAUGAGGGGAGAAGAAGAGCGCUGUGGGGACGAGAGAAAAACAGCGCCGCACACCGCAGAGGCGUCCGGAGUCGAGGCGGACGCGACGCGAGGAAAAUCUGUAUUUUCUGUUCCGAAGCCAACGGUUCUGUCCACCGUCUGCCGCCUCAUGUUCAGUCCCGUAGUUGUUGAGGGGGCGGCCGCGGCUACAGAGCGUCGGGUCGACCUCUCGCCGCCAGGCACAGACAACCUCAAACUUCUUCCGCUUCACCUGCCCACAGAUUUUCUUGAUCUCCUCCGACAAACGCUUCUCCGCAAGUGUCCUCACUGUGGAGACAGUCCUGAACAUAAGGCGCUUUGUCUGGUGUGUGGAGCGGUCGUGUGCGUCGGCUCGUCGUGCUGCAAGGAGGAAGGCAGCUCACGAGAUGCAGCUUGGGGAGAAUGCAUGCUCCACGCCCACACCUGUGGCGGCGGCUCUGGCUUGUUUCUUCUUGUUGAGCAGUCGAUGCUUUUCGCCGUGGACGGCAGCUCGUGGUUCCCUCUAGAAAGUGUCUACGUUGAUGACGGGGGUGAAUCGGAUCCUCGUUUACGGCGAGGUCUGGGAAGACUGACUUUGCACGAACCCUGUGCUCGUCAGUUGUCGUGGUUGCUUAUGAAUGGCCGCUUGCUCCCGUUUGUCAGUCGCUCUUAUAUUCGUCCCUUCUCUCUGAGCGACGCGAUGACAGUGCGGUGGCCAUGACAGAUUCGUGCUUUUCAUUUUGCUCCGAGCGCUCUCAGUGACUGACUAUUUUCUAGACGGAACAACGGCAAGAGAAAAGUCCUAGACCGAUC
Molecule: messenger RNA, 14139 nt
Organism: Toxoplasma gondii ME49
Lineage: Eukaryota; Apicomplexa; Conoidasida; Eucoccidiorida; Sarcocystidae
Product: zinc finger in N-recognin protein
Exons: 13
Coding region: 728-14047 (4439 amino acids)
Biological process (GO): protein ubiquitination; ubiquitin-dependent protein catabolic process via the N-end rule pathway
Cellular component (GO): ubiquitin ligase complex; cytoplasm
Molecular function (GO): zinc ion binding; ubiquitin protein ligase activity
Source: RefSeq, a predicted model, not a curated record